AUGUCAGCUGAAGCAAUAGGUGCUGCCUCUCACACUGCAGUAACUACCGCCAACGAUUCAAAGAACCCAGUCAAAUUAGCGGUUCCAGAGUCGGCUUCGACCCCGGAAGCCGGCGAUGCUUCAGCUGAAUGUUCACCCGGGGGUAAAGGAGACGCCGACUCUUCUAUGUCUGAACGUGUGAGUAUUAGGGAUCUAGAGCUUAAGGAGGAUAUCGUGGUUACGGCAGCGAGAGACCUAGAGACCAUUAUGCUAGCUUUGGCGCAAGGGGAAGUUGCAUCAGCUCGACCCCGACAGGGAUUAUCUGGUGAAUCAACCCCAGAAAAGCAGCGUGUCUCGAGCGCGGGUCCAGAGUAA
This is a messenger RNA of Metarhizium robertsii ARSEF 23, 354 nucleotides long. RefSeq lists its product as uncharacterized. The record is from RefSeq and is a predicted model, not a curated record. The transcript has a single exon. Lineage: Eukaryota; Fungi; Ascomycota; Sordariomycetes; Hypocreales; Clavicipitaceae. The coding region runs from base 1 to 354 and encodes 117 amino acids.